AUGACGCAGCAACCCGCAUUCACCGUGAAAAUUGCCUGGCGUUGUCCGAUUGGCGGAGUUCCGUACGGACUGUCUCAGUAUGACUAUUCAGAUGAAAUACGGCAGAUGAUCGACCAGAAGGGAUUCUAUGGCAGUGAUCGCUCUUUCCAGCUAAGCAACACCAACUCGGCGUCCACAACCUUCCAGCAAGUGAAGCAUCUCCUGCAGGAAGAAUGGGGAGAGUUUGCAGAUACAGACACGUUAGGCAUGGCCUGGGAGGCAGCGGCAGAGGACAAACGACAAGAAGGAACCGUCAAAGUUGAACUGCAAACAAUGGCGAAUUAUCUUGAGCAGAUCGAGGGGGUCAUGGGCUCUAGAGGCGAUAGUCAACACUCCCUUGUGUCGGCUAUGAAAGGCUGGCGGCAUCAUGCGAAUGCCUUGAAAUAUCUCCGAGGGAAGCAGAACAGUGUUCAAGGCGAUGAGGAGGAGCGGGCAGUUUUGGAAUCGAAAACCCAAGAACAAGAGACACUCGCGCAGCGCUGGGGUCAAUCUGCCACGAAGAAAAUGUCGGAUUGGUACAGACUGGUUUCCGGGCACGAAGCGGAACCCGCAGAAGAAAAAGAUAUCGAAUCCCGCUUCAGGAAAUGGAUUGACGACAAGAUUGAAGUGCAAGAGAGAUACCGCGAGAAAAAGCGAGCGGAAGCCGAAGACCAAUCGCACGAUUCAGCCUUCAGUCCCAAUCGGGUGGUAUGUCGGUCGUUGCGUGAUGAAGGAUCCGGUCACAUCAGCGCCGACUAUGGCAGCUUCAAUCUACGUUCGGGAGUCUUGCUCUGGGGCCAAUUGCCUACAAUUUUUUCUGGGUCCAGAAGCGAGCAGUUCCAGAGGAAUGCGGAGUCCGUCCCAGACACGCUGCCUGGUGGGACCAUUAAGCAGUCGGUUCAUUCGUACCGUGCGGCUGCGAGAAAGGGACGUUGGACAGUUCGUAGAGCCUUCACCGAUGACGCUGCAGGGAAUAGCCGCGAUGGCCUGGAUGGGAAACCGACUCGACACCUUGGCUGGGUUGUGUCUCAUGAGGAUGUCGACCCUCUCGAAGUCCUCACACGGUGCAGCAGCCUCAACCCAGGUACGGGGAGAGUACACGGGUAUGAUCAGAUUGAUAAGGUAGGUGUUUGA
Molecule: messenger RNA, 1152 nt
Organism: Penicillium canescens
Lineage: Eukaryota; Fungi; Ascomycota; Eurotiomycetes; Eurotiales; Aspergillaceae
Exons: 2
Coding region: 1-1152 (383 amino acids)
Source: RefSeq, a predicted model, not a curated record